GGGCAGGCUGAGCAGGACGCCGCCGCAAAACACUCUCUCCACCAUGGUGAAGCUCACGCCCACCGCCAUACGUUCUGCCCUUGGCUACCGCCAUCUGCAGGUGAUGCUCAUGUUCCUGGGAGUGACAUUUGCGUAUGCUUUGAGGACAAAUCUUUCAAUUGCCAUUGUCUCUAUGACAGACAAAAACAGCUCAAAUCCAAAUUUUCCGGAAUAUGACUGGGAUCCACAAACACGCAGUACAAUAUUGAGCUCUUUCUUUUGGGGCUAUGUGGUGUUCCAAAUCCCUGCUGGGCAACUAGCAGAAAGGUAUGGUGCCAACAUUUUCUUCUCUAGUGCCCUGUUCAUCACAGGAGCCUUGUCACUUCUCACGCCAGUGGCUGCAGACCUCGGAGAUUGGCCACUUGUCUGUGCAUGCCGAGUCCUCCAGGGUGCCUCCCAGGGAUUCCUGUACCCUUCAAUACACACUCUACUUUCAUUAUGGGUGACACCAGAAGAAAGUGGGCUGUUGGGGACUAUAGUUUAUGCAGGGGCUCAGCUGGGAACAAUCAUAUCUAUGCCUCUCUCUGGAGUCUUGGCUAGCAGCAGUCUUGGCUGGCCUUCUGUCUUUUAUAUAUUUGGUGGAAUUGCAGUAGCUUGGGGUAUCUUAUGUGCGAUUGUUGGAGCCAGUAGCCCAGCGAAACACAAAUUCAUAACUGGUGAAGAGAGAAAAUUCAUUGAAGAAUCUCAUACAAACAGAUCAUCAGAUAAGAGAUAUUCAACCCCUUGGCUUUCUAUUAUUACAUCACCUCCCAUGAUAGCACUCACAAUUGUCCAUGCUUGCCAAUGUUGGGGAUUUUGGACGCUUCUGACAGAAAUGCCAACUUACAUGUCUGACAUCCUUCAGUUUGACAUUUCUAAGAAUGGAUUGCUCUCUGCAUUACCAUACUUGGUGAUGUGGCUGUUGAGUUUUGUUAUGAGCCCUGUCUCAUUCUGGUUGCAGAGGAGAGAAAUUAUAAGUCUGACAGCAUCCAGGAAACUUUUCAAUUCUAUAGCUCAUUAUGGUCCUGCUGCAGCACUUAUUGGCGUAGCAUUAGCCCCUGUGAACAACUCAGACUUGGUGGUUGCACUUCUCACAAUUGCUGUUGGUCUCAAUGCUGGAACUUUUGUAGGCUUCCAAAUAAACCAUGUGGAUCUUUCUCCUAAUUUUGCUGGAACUCUGAUGGGAAUAACCAAUGGGCUUGGAAACAUCAUGUCUAUUGUAGGCCCACUUGUGGUUGGAGUCAUUCUUGGCACUGAGAGCACCAGAGAAAAGUGGCAAAUAGUUUUCUAUAUUGCUUCGGGUAUAUAUCUUUUUGGAAACACAAUUUUUGUUAUCUUUGGAAGUGCAGUAGUGCAGCCUUGGAAUGAGCCAAAGAAAAGUAAAGAAAACGCUGAGUCAGCCCCCACUGAAAAGGCGUAAUGCGGAGGAUGUACUGCUUCAGUAAAAGAAGUUACUGAUGGAUCUUGAUGAAGUGAUGUCAUCAACAGUUUAUUGUAUCACCAGCUGACACUGAAAAUGAUAUUACUGACAUUUUUAAGCUAGUGAAGCAAAAACAGUGUUACAAUGACAGUUGAGUCAGCAAAAUGACUUUGUGUGCCACGACUAGUUGUGGUGAACAAGCAAAUAUCAUUAUAAAAGCACCAGUACUGAAUCUCAUCAGCAUAACAUCAAAAUUUAUUUUGCAGAAGAUAAACUGAAAGGGAAAAAUAAUAAAGUGUACACAGUCAUGAUUGGAUUUGAACUCUUAUUUCCUGAUGAAAACUGUUUAACUUCAAACACUCAAGACUUGGUACAACUGUUUUGUUAUGUUGUCAGUCUGAUUGCUGCCUGCAUUUUAUAAACAUAAAUACAUAAAAUAUAUCAUACAUCAGAAUUUUACCUCCUUUUAUUGUAACAUGGGCAACAUAUUCAGCUGAAAAGAUAAAAAUGUACAAACAAUGUAACAAUAGGGUUAUGGAGUUUGAGGUGCACAAUUAUUUAUGUGAAAGAAGAUGAACAAACAUGAAAUUAGUACUGUGUGCUUUAGCAUCACAUCAAUUAUUAAAAGAAUAUAACAGCAGUGAUUCAAAUGUUUAAUGUAAUCUGGAAAACAUUUUGUGUAAGUAUAUUGACAGUUUCUCAUACUGGAUAUGAGAAAACAUGUGCUCAUAUUUCAAAUAUAGUUUCUAACAGAAUAAGUAUUUUACUUUCUUCUGGUGUAGAACUGAAAUACUGGCAGAAUAGUUUUACUGAUAUGAAAUGUACAUAUCAGCUGUAAAUUAUUCUUCACUUCAUAUAGUAAAUUUUAAAUUAUACUGUGUCAUUCUAUUUUUUUGAAAAACUGAUUAACCUUUUUUUUAAAACUUAAGGUAUAAAGUCUAAUUUUAUAUAGUUAGAGAAAGAUUCCACUUAUCAAGUUAUGAAAUUAUAAAAAUUUUAGGGGAGAAAGAUUUCAAGACAUAAAUUUUUUGGGUCAUGGAAAUUUUAGUCAUAUGUUCCAGGAAGCUUUCCUCUACAUCUCAUAAUUUCACCUAUGGUAUUUCUAUCAGAUAAAGUUGCAAAUAUAGUAAGGAAAGUUAUGGCAGAAUGUUAUAAGCUCUCCUGAAUAAUUAGGUGGGAUUUGUGUGUUGCUGGUGAACUCUAGUUUACUUUCUAGUAAACCAGAGUUUACUGCUGACUCUUUCUAAGACACUAUCAUUAACAGUAUUUUCAGCCUGUACCAGUUGGGUAUGUUCUGAAACAACUAGUCUCUCAAAUGAACUACUGUAAGUAGUCUUGUAAAAAUUGUUCCUGUUUUGUAAAAUAUAUGCAAUUUGU
Molecule: messenger RNA, 2815 nt
Organism: Schistocerca piceifrons (Central American locust)
Lineage: Eukaryota; Metazoa; Arthropoda; Insecta; Orthoptera; Acrididae
Product: putative inorganic phosphate cotransporter
Exons: 10
Coding region: 44-1438 (464 amino acids)
Biological process (GO): monoatomic anion transport; transmembrane transport
Cellular component (GO): plasma membrane
Molecular function (GO): transmembrane transporter activity
Source: RefSeq, a predicted model, not a curated record